This is a messenger RNA of Lotus japonicus, 1597 nucleotides long. Its product is annotated as zinc finger CCCH domain-containing protein 20-like. Bases 28 to 1173 code for a protein of 381 amino acids. The transcript has a single exon. Gene Ontology annotation, molecular function: metal ion binding. The record is from RefSeq and is a predicted model, not a curated record. Lineage: Eukaryota; Viridiplantae; Streptophyta; Magnoliopsida; Fabales; Fabaceae.
CAUUCAGAAACCAUCACAGCAAAAUUGAUGAUCGGAGAACACCGUCGUGCUAAUCCAACGGUCCACGUUCCUCCAUGGACCAUCCAUGACGAUCCAACGGCGGAGAUUUACUCGCCGUACUUCGCCGCCGACGGCAUUGCCGUCGACGGCGGCGAGUUUUCCCCGCAGUACAUGCAUGAGGCGCUGGCGGCGUUGCAGCGCUACCUGCCGUCGAACGAGGUGGACGCCGAGUCUGACUCGGAUGCUCUCGGCCGUGACUCGGACGCUCCGGUGGACGCGUACUCGUGUGACCACUUCCGGAUGUACGAGUUCAAGGUCCGGAGGUGCGCUCGUGGGAGGUCACAUGACUGGACGGAGUGUCCGUACGCGCAUCCCGGCGAGAAGGCGCGCCGCCGUGACCCGAGGAAGUUUCAUUACUCCGGCACGGCGUGUCCGGACUUUCGUAAGGGAAGUUGCAAGAAGGCUGACGCGUGUGAGUACGCGCACGGCGUUUUCGAGUGCUGGCUACACCCUGCGAGGUACAGGACUCAGCCAUGCAAGGAUGGGACUAGCUGCCGCCGGCGCGUGUGCUUCUUCGCUCACACGCCGGAGCAGCUUCGUCUUGUCCCGCAGCAGAGUCCUCGGAGCAUGAACUCUGCUGAUUCCUAUGAUGGGUCUCCGAUGAGGAACGCUGCUGCUGCGAUGCCGUUUAUGUCGUCUCCGGUGUUGAUUUCGUCGCCUCCGGUGAGUCCUCGCGGGGAUUCGCCACCCAUGUCGCCGAUGGCGCAGUCGCUGAGCAGGUCUCUGGGUUCGAGCUCGAUCAAUGAGAUGGUGGCUUCUCUGCGGCUGGGGAAGAUGAAAUCGAUGCCACCUAACAGGAACAUUCAAAUGGGGUCUCCGGGUUUCGGGUCUCCGAGAGGGUCCAUGCUCCGACUCCGACCCGGUUUCUGCAGCCUCCCUACUACACCGACCCAAGCACCGGUUCCGGGUCGCUCUGGUGUGAGCUAUUUCGACCUUUGGGAUCAGGAUCUUGAGGAGGAGCCAGUUAUGGAGAGGGUGGAAUCUGGAAGUGUGAUAAGGGCUAAGAUGUUUGAGAAGCUAAGCAAAGAGAAUUCUUUGGAUAGGUCGGGUUCGGAUUCGGGUCAAACUGGUGGAGCUCCGGAUGUUGGGUGGGUUUCUGAGCUGGUGAAGUGAAGUUGAUUUGCUAAUGCCAUUUAAGGUUGUUUUGGUGUCUGGUUUCUGUAAAUAGAAUGCCAAGAAGUGGGAAAGUGGUAUGGUAAGAUUUAUUUUGGAAGCAGCAUGGUGAUGAUGAUUCUGGUGUAAAUAUUCUAUUGUCAAAGUUAUGGGGUGAAGGGUAGUAUCUCUUAUUUUGGGGAAAUUUUGAUUGAAAAAAUCAAGACCUACUUGGAUUGACUUGGGGGAUUAUACUAUCCUAAGCUUUUUGUAUAGUUAUUAGCUUAUUAUUAUGAAUUGUGUUCAACUAGCAGUUAUGGAUCAGUUUCUGCUUACUAAUCUCAUUGAUGUAAAUAUGCAUAAUAUGUAUGAUCCAAGUUCCAAGCUUCUGUCCCUUUAAUCAAGCUAAUGAUUAUUAUUAAUGUGAUGUAUAUUUCUAUCAAAA